Homalodisca vitripennis (glassy-winged sharpshooter) is the source of this 5713-nucleotide messenger RNA. RefSeq names its product phospholipid-transporting ATPase ABCA1-like. The record is from RefSeq and is a predicted model, not a curated record. Lineage: Eukaryota; Metazoa; Arthropoda; Insecta; Hemiptera; Cicadellidae. Gene Ontology annotation, molecular function: ABC-type transporter activity; ATP binding; ATP hydrolysis activity. Gene Ontology annotation, biological process: transmembrane transport; lipid transport. Gene Ontology annotation, cellular component: membrane; intracellular membrane-bounded organelle.
CUUUGCUGUUUUGGCAGGAAGCACAAUGGCCCAGACCCUGAACGUUCUGCUAUGGAAGACAUUGAUCUUGAGGAAGCGACGUUGGAUAAUCACACUCUUAGAGAUCGCCAUCCCGAUACUGCUCUUCUAUCUGCUCGUCUAUCUCCAAAACCUGUCAAGCGUCGAUAGCGAAGACAAGAUUGUGUACGAUGACCAAGCUCGUAAAUACACUGACACCCCAUCAUCCUUAGUAUACAUUAAAGGCUACAAGAUUGCGUAUACGGCCCCCUCAGCCGUCUCCGCAAGCUGUGACGUCAUCAUGAAAGCAGUGCAAGCAACCUUGGGCAAAAAUACUAAAGUGACGAUGGUCUCCCAACCCGAUGAGAACAGUGUCGUGAGUUGGUUGCGGCAGCAGUACAUCGACGAGAACGGCAAUUCCGACAGCAUCUUCGGCAACAGCGACCUCUCCGCAGGCGUGGGUGUCAUCUUCGCUGAUUCCUCGUCCACCAGCCUUAAGUACACCCUCCGGACCACCAAAGAGACCUUGUUUCAGACAUCGGAAGACACACUCUACGGGGAACAAAGUAGAGGUAUAGGUCUCUCCUUGUACCAGAGUAGCGGAUUUUUGAGUGUGCAGGCUGCUAUUGAUCAAGCUUACCUCGCUAGCCAACAAGGCAUCAGUAUUCCGGAAAAUGUGAUCAUAGAAAAACUUCCGUACCUCAGUACGACUCAGUUCAACCUGGUGAAGAGUCUCCUACCUUACAUUGUUACCUUGUCCUUCACAUUCGUCAUGCCCUCUCUCAUGGGAGGACUGGUGGAGGAGAAAACUUCAGGAAUAAAAGAGAUGAUGAAGAUGAUGGGACUCAAGUCUUGGGUGAACUGGGUCAACUGGCUUGUCUACAGCAUGGUGGUCUACAUCCCUGUUACUCUGGUUGUCACAGGAUUACUGACUAUAGACACAGGCUCUGGGCCUCCAAUCGACGCAAACUUCUCCAUAGUCUGGAUUAUGUUCUUUCUGUUCACAAUCGUCUUCGUGACAUUCGUGUUUGCACUCAGCACCUUCUUCACUAACGGGACCAUAGCACUGAUAGUGGGGGAACUUCUGUGGUACGUAGUAUCAAUUGUACUGGACUCAACCUUCGUCGCUUCUCCAAGCAAGUUCAGUCAGGUGGUGAACGUAAUCACCUGUCUGUGGCCUCCAGUAGCACUCCAAUGGGGUCUCAACUCCAUCAACAACUUUCAGAGAAACAGCCACCCUUGGACUUAUAGUGAUAUGUUUGAUGACGGUGCUGGAGGAGGCAGAGUGUCAGUGGGUGUAGCUAUCAUCAUGAUGAUAGUGGACUGUCUUCUGUUCAGUAUUAUCACUUGGUAUGUGGAAAACGUCAACCCAGGACCAUACGGCUUAGCCAAACCUUACACUUUUGUUUUCCAGUGCUUUAAAAAGAGUACUUACGACUCAAGAACAACUCAAACAACACCGUUAUCAAAUAAGUAUGAAGCUGCCCCAAGAGACGCAAGAGUCGGUAUCCGAAUAGAAAAUCUUAGAAAGACUUUCAGUAGAGGGAAGGUUAUUGCUGUAGAAAAUGUUAAUUUAGACAUUUAUGAGGGCAACAUAACUGCUCUACUGGGGCACAAUGGAGCAGGGAAAACCACUACUAUGUCCAUGAUCUCAGGCUUCAUCACACCAACCAAAGGCAAAGUUAUUGUCAAAGACAAGAACAUAUUUGACAACAUGGAACAGUUCCGCUCCAACCUCGGCUUGUGUCCUCAACACAAUGUCCUCUUCUCAUUCUUCACCGUCAUCGAACAUCUCAUAUUCUUCGGGAUGCUGAAAGGAUUUAGCAGGAAGGAGAGCAGAGAAGAGGGGAUGCAACUGCUAAGAAUCUGGGGAUUGGAGGGGAAGAGGAAUGAUGCAGUGUCAAAGCUGUCUGGUGGAAUGAAGAGAAAGCUUUGCUUGUCCAUUGCACUCAUUGGGAACCCUUCGGUCCUUAUGCUUGAUGAACCGACGUCAGGGUUAGAUCCUGAAUCUCGACGCCAAGUCUGGGAUGUGUUAUUGGGUUUCCGAGGUCAACGAAUCACCCUAAUCACGACACACUUCAUGGAGGAGGCAGAUGUACUGGGAGAUAGAAUAGCCAUCAUGGACCAUGGUGAAGUCAGUUGCUACGGUACUUCUAUGUUCCUCAAGAAACUUUACUCGACCGGCUACCAGUUAAACGUGUCCAAGGCCGAUCACACACCAGUGCCUCCCAUCACACGAGCUGUUGAGCAGUUUGUCUCCAGUUCUGGCCUGAAGGUGGCGUCUCCUAGUACAUACAAAGAAUUGAUUAUGAUCCUCACAUUUCAGCGACCGGCUACCAGUUUAAACGUGUCCAAGGCUGAUCACACACCAGUGCCUCCCAUCACACGAGCCGUUGAGCAGUUUGUCUCCAGUUCUGGCCUGAAGGUGGCGUCUCCUACGACCGGCUACCAGUUAAACGUGUCCAAGGCCGAUCACACACCAGUGCCUCCCAUCACACGAGCUGUUGAGCAGUUUGUCUCCAGUUCUGGCCUGAAGGUGGCGUCUCCUACGACCGGCUACCAGUUAAACGUGUCCAAGGCCGAUCACACACCAGUGCCUCCCAUCACACGAGCCGUUGAGCAGUUUGUCUCCAGUUCUGGCCUGAAGGUGGCGUCUCCUACGACCGGCUACCAGUUAAACGUGUCCAAGGCCGAUCACACACCAGUGCCUCCCAUCACACGAGCUGUUGAGCAGUUUGUCUCCAGUUCUGGCCUGAAGGUGGCAUCACCUACGCUGGUCACGUACUACAUCAACUCCGACCAGGCGACACGAUUUCCUGAUCUGUUUGCUGCUUUAGAGAGCCGCCGAAACUACCUGGGUCUGACUGGUAUCAACGUGUCAUGUUCUACAUUGGAGGAUGUCUUUCUGAAAGUUGCUGAAAGAACUGGAGACAUGAGUGACAAGAAUGAAGAAAUCAUUAUUUCAGAUUUUGUUGGAAAACACGAAAAAGUAAGCGGCUUUAGGCUCUUCUUCCAACAAUUAAAAGCAUUGGUCUACAAGAGGGUGCUAAGCAGAAUACGGACAUGGUUCAGCUCAUUGUUGUUCGUUCUGUUGCCGAUUCUGAUGAUGAUUUACACUGUGACAAGGUUCAUGGAAGCAGAUAUCACCCCUCUUCAGCCAGAGCUGCAGAUCAGUGUCAAAAGUUUCCCUGGAGUCCAUGUGGCUGUAUCAUCUGACGUUCAGGCUGCAACUUCUGUACUACUGAACGUGUUGGGCUCCACCUACGAGGGUAUCCCUACAGGCACCGAUUUCAACUCCUACAUGAAAAACAAAAUAGACGACAAUUUGAUUCAGUACGAGAGACAGAUGAUUGCAGGAAUCAAGUACAACAGCAGUUUAUUUCUUGGCGAGUACAGUCAGUCAUUCUACCACUCAUCUGCAUUGGUGCUAAACAUAGUGGCAAAUACUCUUCUCCAACAAAAAAGUGCACAAUCCAGCAUCGUCAUCUCAAACCAUCCCAUUGCCAUCCAGAAAAGUAAGUGUUUCAGCAGUUCCUUUGUAACAAAGAUCGGUCAAUAUUCCUACCAUUCAUCUGCAUUGGUGCUAAACAUAGUGGCAAAUAAUCUUCUUCAACAGAAAAGUGGAAAGUCCAGCAUCGUCAUCUCAAACCAUCCCAUCGCCAUUCAGAAAAGUGUAAGUGCUCUCAGCAGUUCCUUUGUAACAAAGAUCGGUCAAUAUUCCUACCAUUCAUCUGCAUUGGUGCUAAACAUAGUGGCAAAUACUCUUCUCCAACAGAAAAGUGCACAAUCAAGCAUCGUCAUCUCAAACCAUCCCAUUGCCAUCCAGAAAAGUCAAAACAUCUGUGAUCUGUCCAUGCUAGCACCAUCCCACACCUUCCUGUUUCCCAUGGUAAUGACGUUCAUGUCACUGGGAAUGGUGGUUCAGAUGAUGGCGUUUAUCUCAUUUCCACUCAAGGAAAGGGUGAGCAAUGCUAAGCAGCUGCAGCUCAUGACAGGGGUCUCUCCUCUCAUGUACUGGUUCACAACAUUCCUUUGUGACUUCCUUGUGUUCCUCAUCACCGCUGCCAUCAUGAUCGGCAUGGUUUACGUCUUCCAGGAUAACAGCAUCUUCUCAUCAUCCAACUAUAUGGGCACUUUGGUCUUAGUUUUUCUACUGUACGGUGUCAGUGGAAUUGCUUUCGCAUACUUUUACAGUUUUCUAUCUCAAUCCUCCAUCAAGGCUUCAGCCAUCUUCAUCAUCAUCAACAUGCUUGUAGGAACUGUGCUGGCAGUGUUUUUGGCCCUUCUAGGACGUGUAGAUAACAAGUACGAUAUUUACACCUUUAUUUUAAACUUCGACCCAAUUUUUGCUGCCACAAGUGCUUUCAUACACUUAUUCACAGCGAUGUACAUCGACGGCACUUGUUUACAAUGUGGGAAGGCGUGUUUCACUCAAGAUCCUUUACAGUUUUUGGAAACAGGGAGAGACUCCAAAAAUCCUAAUGGAAUUCUUAAUUUCCUAAUUUUCCUUGUUGUUGACUUCGUGAUUUACUUCGGUUUGGUCUUGAUGAUCGAGUACGGAGUUGCCAAGAAGCUGUGGUUCCUUAUAUCAAAGAUGUGGAUCAAAGCAGACUUUUAUGACAAGGAAGAAGAUCCUAAUGUGCUGAUUGAGAAGGAAAAAGUCAAUUCUUCCCAGAACUUACAAGGUUACUCCAGUGCGUCAGUUCUCCGAGUAAGAGACCUCGGGAAGAAAUACAACAACAAGACAGUGGCUGUGCGUGGAAUCACCUUCCAGGUAGGAAAGGGAGAAUGUUUCGGUCUGCUGGGAGUGAACGGAGCCGGCAAGACCACCACCUUCAAGAUGCUAACUGGCGAGGAGAUCCCCAACAAGGGAGACGCAUCAGUUGUAAAAUACAGCCUGAGGAAGAAUAAACAUAAGUUCCUAUCGCAGAUUGGCUACUGCCCCCAAUUUGAUGCCAUCAACAAACUGCUGACAGGCAGAGAGAUGCUUAGAGUGUACGCUCUACUCAGAGGAGUACCUUCUGCGCUCUGUGAGUCCGAGGUCACCAAAUGGGUAAACAUAAUGGGUCUGAAGGAGUACGCUGACCGACCUUGUGGCACGUACAGUGGUGGUAACAAGCGCAAGCUAAGCGCUGCCAUGGCGUUCAUAGGGGAGCCUCCAGUCGUGUUCCUGGACGAGCCCACUUCUGGAGUCGAUCCUGUCUCUAGACGUAAACUGUGGGAUGUGGUCUCCAAGUGUCAACAAGCGGGACAAGCCAUAGUCCUCACUUCUCACAGCAUGGAGGAGUGCGAGACAUUGUGCUCUCGGCUGACUAUUAUGGUGGCAGGGCAGAUGAAAUGUAUAGGCAGUGCACAAUUCCUAAAGCAGAGGUUCGGCCAAGGGUACACCGUUAAAGUGAAGCUACAGUCCACACAGACUGACAACGCUCUGAAGACGCUAAAACAGGAAAUGAUGUCACUCUUCUCUAACAGCUCCAUUAAAGAUGAGCACCUGGGACUUCUUGACUAUCACAUACCCAAUCCAUCUCUUUCACUAUCAGAACUGUUUUCAAAAAUGGAACAGUUAAAGAAGCGACACAACAUCAUAGAAGAUUAUAACGUCAGCGACACAACUCUGGAGCAAGUCUUCAUGUUCUUUGCACGAACGAGUUUACCACCCGAGAAGAUUCUGUGAUAUUGUUAAUUAUGCUCUUGAAUUAAACAAACUUUGUUUUAA